Molecule: messenger RNA, 1149 nt
Organism: Babesia bigemina
Lineage: Eukaryota; Apicomplexa; Aconoidasida; Piroplasmida; Babesiidae
Exons: 1
Coding region: 1-1149 (382 amino acids)
Source: RefSeq, a predicted model, not a curated record
AUGCUAAUGGGCGAUGCAGAGAAUCUAAGUCUGGUUCUGCCACAACGCCUGGAUGCGGUGGGAGUUUGGGACGGGACGCAGGCCACUGUCUUCCAGCACCGUGGCCCCGUAUUCCACAAAUUAGCAACGGCCAGGCGCAAAGGCGCUCUUGUGCUCACGACAGAGGAGACCGUAUAUGCCCUGCUGAGGACGAAAUUCGCCCUAUUCCAUAAGGACACGCUGGAAAGGGUGACUGCGGAAGAGUUACUUCGAGGAAUAGUUGCUUCUAGAGAAUUCGAACGGCUCCUUAGGGUACACGUCUACCUCGCAGUUGUCGCACAGGGUACAGCGGUUGAAAGAAUAUCAAAGAAUGCUGAUAUUGCCAGCCUAGACUGCUCAGCGCCAUGCGUCCAUGGUGACGAACAGCGACAAAAUCAAGCAGCAGCACAUGCAUCGCACCGUACAAUUGAUCCGUCAUCGCACGGCGGAACAGCGCUCGACCCGGAUGAGGCAAUAACCGCCACCAUUUCAAACAAUACUCGAGACGGUGGCGACGAUAAUGAACACAACGGUGGCAAUUGCGCAUCGCCAUCUGACCCUGCUGCGUUACAGGCGGAACCCUUGACUGGCUCCUCUACCCGUUUGCCAAAUCCGACAAAUGGGAAGCCUUGGCCAGAUAUAGAGACACUGAAUGACGCGUUGCAAAGAAUAGAACUCGAUGGCGCGAAAUGCAUGCCGCACGAACUGUUGCAAAAGUUCAGGGAUAUAUGCGGAACAAUAUACCCGGUGGAGCCUGUAACCAUCGACGCCCCAAUCUUCGCUAUUGAGGGGGCACCAGUCUACGCGGUUACCGCCGAUACAAUGUGCUCAAAACUGCUUGGGAGCAGCGCGACAGGCAUCAAGUGCAACUACGGGCAUUCCGACGACGGAGCUUGCCUCGAUGCAACCAGCAAUCACGGAACAAAAACCUUCAGCGAAACCGAGGCUGCUGAAAAGGGUAUGGGCCAAAUAUCGCAGUGCAAAGCACGUCAGGCAGGUGUUCCAAACGGCAAUGACAGCUGCACUAUGGAUGGUGCGGGCCCGGUAGGAGCCAAUGGGAGAUGCGUAGUGGCGGUGUCGAACUUCGACACCGUGUACUUCCUCGACGUAAAAAACAAUAUAACAUAUUAA